Messenger RNA from Cyprinodon tularosa, 2064 nucleotides. It is a transcript of the gene ndc80, whose product is annotated as NDC80 kinetochore complex component. The transcript is spliced from 17 exons. The record is from RefSeq and is a predicted model, not a curated record. NCBI's taxonomy places the organism in Eukaryota, Metazoa, Chordata, Actinopteri, Cyprinodontiformes, Cyprinodontidae. The coding region runs from base 150 to 2045 and encodes 631 amino acids. Gene Ontology annotation, biological process: attachment of mitotic spindle microtubules to kinetochore. Gene Ontology annotation, cellular component: Ndc80 complex.
CAGAGAAGAAGAAGCCGCAUGGACCGAGGCGCUUACCGUACAAAAUUGACGCCAUUGCUAGUUGGUAUAUUGAAUCGUUUUGGCGGGUUUCGAAUUAAGUUGGAUGAACGGUUUGUUUCGUACCCAGCUGGUUAUACAUUUUUAAGGAUAUGGAUCGUGGAAGAAAGAGUCGAGCUGGCAGAGGACAAGAGAUGCCGUUGAGAGUACAAGACACAAACAGGACGAGCACGGUCUAUACAACGCCUAUGAGCAAACAGCCUUCCUUUGGAAAGCUCAGCAUGACGAGACCUUCAUCUGUGACUUCUGAAAAGAGGACCAGCUUCUUUGGUCCCCGGACUAGUGGAGCCAGCAUGCCUCGCAGUUCAGUGUCGGGGUUUGGAGGAGCUGAGAAGAUCAAAGAUUCCAGACCACUCCAUGAUAAAGCUUUUGUUCAGCAAUGCAUCAGGCAGCUGCAUGAGUUCCUGACAGAACAGGGCUACCCAGUGGCAGCCAAAACCCUUCAGUCUCCCUCCACCAAGGAGUUUGUAAAGAUGUUUGAGUUCAUUUACCGCUUGCUUGAUCCAACAUUCGAAAUGCCAUCAGUCAAAGUGGAAGAGGUGGUUCCAGCUAUGUUCAAAUUCUUGAGGUAUCCCUUUGUUCUCUCCAAGUGCUCGAUGUAUUCAGUUGGAGCUCCACACACCUGGCCUCAGGCCCUGGGUGCGCUCAUGUGGCUCGUAGAUACCGUCAAGAUCAACCAAAGUUUGGCUAAGCAGGAGAUCUAUGAUGACUCUGAGGAUAUUGAGGAUGGAGCUGAAUACAAUAAGUCUUUCUUUGACCAUGUGACGGAAACCUAUUACAAGUUCAUCCAUGGCAAGGAUGAGUUUAAGGAAGAGGACGAGGCCUUCUCUACCAAACUGAAGCAGGUUUACAACGUUGAUGAGGCCCUGCAGGAAUCACUAGAGGAGAGACACGAAUUCCUCAGUAAGAAGGUGGAAACUCUGGAAAAGGAGGCUCAAAAAGACCGUCUGAUGACGAUGAGGAUGGACAAAGCAAAAGGGGAGGAGGACCUCCAGAAGCUGCAGAGUUAUCGGAACAAUCUGGUGUCUUUUAAAGCUAACCUGGAGAAUAAAUAUUCAGAGCUAAAUGAAGAGGUCGAGACUGCUGUCAGUCACCUUGAGACUUUGAAACAUGAGAAGAACGAGCUUCAGCAACUCCUGCAGAACCAAAAGUAUACUCCAGCUGAUGUGGAGAGAAUCAACAGAGAGAAGAGGGAGCUGCAGCAGACAAUCACCAGUCUGAGCAAAGCUCUUGAGGACGCUGAAAUAAAUAGAUGGAACGAAGAAAUCAAUGUGGCGAAAGUGAAGGAGACGAUGGAUCUGAAGGUGGCAGAGUACAACAAGCUGGCACGGAAACUGAAGCUGAUUCCUCUGUCCGCAGAAAACGCCUGUGGACACGAUUUUGAAAUUAGGUCAUUUGGAUGUGGAUCCGACAACGAAGUUCAGCAUAAACUACAGAUCCAGAUACUUUUGAAAAAGAUGAUCAGUGAUGUCGAAGAAGCCCACAGCAGAUUAGUAAACCUCAAAUUCCGCCUGGUGCAGUCUGGUGAACAAAUCGGUUCCAACAUUGUGGAUAAGUCCAACGAUCUAAAGCAGAUCAGAGAGCAGAUCCGCAAGUUUGAUGAACAGCUGGAUGCUAACAUGCAGGAGCUGGCCCGGGAGGAGCAGGAGUGGGAAGCCGAGAUUGAGUCCAUGGAAAACCACUACAAGUUACUGGAGAAGAAGAUAAAUUAUGGUUACGACGAUGCUGUACAACAACUAAAGGCAACGCAGCAGCAGUACCACCUGGUCCUGCAGGAGACAAGUGAAGAGAGGAGAAUAGUAGCCAAUAACCUGGCUUCAGUGUUCACAACAUUUGCAGACCACCUGUCCCUUACUGAGAAGUGUCUGGAGGAUAUGCACAGCAGAGUGCACCGCCUCUGUUCCAAGACCAUCGAAGAGGGUGAGGCAGAUGUUCAGAAGCUGAUGGAGAUUUUCAAGAAAUUCCAGUCCAAGGCCAACUCAAUAUAAACAACAUGCAACAUUGGGG